ACACACACACGUGUGUGUGUGUGUGUGUGUGUCGAGAGAACUACUUCUCCUCUCUUUGCUUUAUAAUAUUAUGAAUACAGUUCUACAAUAAUCGCACUUUAUCGUCCAAGGGGCGACUCCCUUCUUCGGAAAGAGGAACGUAUGUAAAGUAGUUUAUAAAAUAAUUUACUCAACAGCUGUGUCGGUCCAAACACUUGCGACUUCUCCGUCUCUUACGUUCCCUUGAUUGUCUCUUCGGGUUCCUUUUGUCAUUUCGGAAUCUUGCAUUGUUACUACAAUCGUACGCAACCGUCGGUUUUUCCGCGACAAUUGAACUCACUUCACGUGUAAUGGGUGUAACACGAUAUGAAUACAAUGUAUGUCUGAGCCUCGCCACAGACAAUUGUAGAUUACAGAUCAUGCCGUUACUGAUAAUCGUACUCGUUGUGAACACGCAUUUGCUGAAAACUAAACGUUCUCCACUGCCGGGGGAGAGAAAGUCGGGGAGGAGAUGAAAUGAGCGGGAACGGAAUUCGAAAUGUGACCAAAGCAACGGUAAAAGUAUCAAUACCUGAGCAUACACUCGAUCCCGCACAUUCAUAUUUUGGUCUUUAAAUACGAACAUUUGCACUUCCAACAUAAAAUAUACAGGAUGAGUCAAGAACUAUUGCCACUUGGAAUAUCUUCGAAGCAAAAAGCAAAGGUGAUCUUCAGAUUUUCGGAAAUUAGAGAACUUGGAAGAAAAGCACCAUUCUGUUUUUCUUCCGAGUGGAAUAACUUCACGAUCUGAAAGUCAACCUUGCUUCUUACUUCAAUGAUAUUCCAGAUGGCAGAUAUAAUUACCGACUCACCCUGUGUAUACAUAUAUUGCGUAUAUACAUGUAUUAUAUAAUGACAGAUGAAGUAUUUGUAUUCAAAGAUCAAAACAACAAGAAUAUAUUCAGGAUCAGGCACUUGUCCGGGCAGUGAUACGUUUACCUUAGCGGACAGUGGAUUACUUUAGCUUUGCGCGAAUCUUCCCUUCAGUGUUAGCUUUCGAGCGCACUCGGGCCAUCAGUUUUCAACUUGUUAACCUGUGUGAUGUGAAAGUUGUGUGAAAAUGACAAUUAAAAGUACUGACAACAUGGAUUCUUUUUUUGUCAAUCGGUUUAUCAGCGAUUAGCGACACGCGGCGUGUAAAAUCGCGCAAUGAGACUUCGGUUUCAUGUUGCUUCCCAUGAUCGAAAGGCAAACAGUGAGAGAAAAUCGCGACAAAGUGUAUAAUUAUGAUGUUCAUCACGUGGCGAUGCGGAGCUAUUCGGGGCCUUAGAAGGACGAUUCGAAGGAAAAAUCGAUAUCAUGAUGCCUGAUUUUUCAACUUGUACAACUUGUACAACUUGUUCGACGAAGUUGCAGUUGCGUGCUGCCGGGACGGGAAUCGUUCGUCGGCUAUUCUGCAAUGGCACCGUCGUGUCCGAGUGCCCUCACGCACAGAACAUUGCAUCUUCGCGCAUCAAAUCAUACGACGAGGUGCCGGGUCCGCGGCCGAUACCGCUUCUUGGCAACGCUUGGCGACUGUUGCCGCUGAUCGGCCAGUAUCAGAUCUCGGAUACUGCGCGUAUCUCGCAGAUGUUCUACGACGAAUACGGCAAGAUCGUGCGGUUAGGCGGAUUGAUGGGUCGGCCCGACCUACUUUUUGUGUAUGACGCCGACGAAAUCGAGAAAGUGUAUCGGCAAGAAGGACCCACACCUUUUAGACCUUCCAUGCCUUGUCUAGUGCAUUACAAGAGUAUCGUACGCAAGGACUUCUUCGGCGAGUUACCCGGAGUUGUCGGUGUGCACGGCGAACCUUGGAAGGAGUUUCGUACGCGCGUUCAGAAGCCCGUCCUUCAGCCGCAAACUGUAAGGAAAUACAUAACGCCUAUUGAAGUGGUCACAGGGGAUUUCAUCACGAGAAUUGAAGAAAUCAAAGCGGAUGACGGUGAAUUGCCGGCCGAUUUCGACAACGAGAUACAUAAGUGGGCUCUCGAAUGUAUAGGCCGGGUCGCAUUGGAUGUCCGGCUCGGCUGUUUAGGAGGUACCUUGCCGCCGGAUUCCGAGCCACAAAAGAUAAUUGACGCUGCUAAGUUCGCGCUGAGGAAUGUAGCCGCGCUCGAGCUCAAAGCUCCUUACUGGAGAUACAUCCCGACGCCCCUAUGGAGCCGUUAUGUGCGCAACAUGAAUUAUUUCGUCGAGAUAUGCAUGAAGUAUAUCGACGCCGCGAUAUUCAGACUUAAGAAGAAGAAAGCUGUUGACGAGAGCGACUUAUCGUUGGUGGAGAGAAUCUUAGCCAAAGAAGCGGAUCCCAAAAUAGCUUACAUUUUCGCUCUCGACCUGAUAUUAGUCGGCAUUGAUACGAUAUCGAUGGCGGUGUGUUCGAUAUUGUAUCAAUUAGCCAUCAGACCGGAAGAACAGGAGAAGAUAUACCAGGAGCUGCUGCAAAUAUUACCGGAUCCUUCCGUUCCCCUUACAACGAAGCAUUUAGAACAAGCCAUCUACAUGAAGGCUUUCAUCCGUGAAGUAUUUAGAGUUUAUUCCACUCUUAUUGGAAACGGCAGGACAUUACAGAGUGACACCGUCAUUUGUGGCUAUAAAAUUCCAAAAGGAGUUCAAGUCGUGUUUCCUACGCUCGUCACCGGUAACAUGGAAGAAUACGUAGCAGACGCGAAGACGUUCAAGCCUACGAGGUGGCUUAAAGAAGCCAGUGACGAGAGGUUGCAUCCGUUUGCAUCCUUGCCGUACGGUUACGGGGCGCGAAUGUGCUUGGGCAGGCGAUUCGCGGAUCUCGAAAUGCAAGUACUACUCACAAAGCUCCUGAGAUUGUAUAAGCUAGAAUACCACCACAAGCCGCUGAAGUAUAAGGUCACGUUCAUGUACGCGCCUGACGGAGAGCUCAAAUUUAAAUUAAUAAAAAGAUAACCCUUGAAUGAAUCAUAGGGAAUACAAUAGAGUUAAGUGGAUCUUAGCGGUUCACUGGAAUUAAGAUAUAUCGGGAAAGGUAGCAGGUGAAUAUUUUGCCAAUGAGUAAUUAAAGUCACGCACGAUAGUUAUUUCUUUCUCUUUUCAAAUUAAUCUAUAUUUAUCUUCCACUUCCUUUGUUUUUUACAACGGACAUACUUUGCACGCAUUGGGCUAUAAUUAAGGUAUAUAUUUUUAUAUUUCUUAUUAUUAUAUAUAAAAAUUGACUGUCAAACGUAAAAUAUAUCGCAUUUAUAUAUA
This is a messenger RNA of Odontomachus brunneus, 3216 nucleotides long. RefSeq names its product probable cytochrome P450 301a1, mitochondrial (gene Cyp301a1). The coding region runs from base 1318 to 2916 and encodes 532 amino acids. The record is from RefSeq and is a predicted model, not a curated record. Gene Ontology annotation, molecular function: oxidoreductase activity, acting on paired donors, with incorporation or reduction of molecular oxygen; heme binding; monooxygenase activity. NCBI's taxonomy places the organism in Eukaryota, Metazoa, Arthropoda, Insecta, Hymenoptera, Formicidae. The transcript has 11 exons.